AUGGACGCGACGGUGAUCACACCGCGAUAUGACUUGGAUCUUGCAGGGCUCUGGAAGCUGGUCUUGGUCUACGUGACGAUCUGCGCAAUUGCGCAGGUGGUGGCACUCCCCGUGUCAUGGAUGCUGUUCCCAAGGGUGCGGGAUCCGAAGCAAGUCCGUGGCGAACCGGGGGGUGACCUCUGGGCUGCAGAUGCGAUUUGCUUGCUCCUCUUCAGCAUCGCGCUGCUCCCAAGUGCUCUUGGAUCCAUUCAUCUCCUGUCGCAGAGCGUGGAUGCACGCUGGAACGGCAGUUGCGUUUCGUCCAUCCAUGGCUGUGUUUUGCUUUGCACCCGGCUGUUGGUUCACAUCCCGUUCCUGUUUUGGAAGGGCAUGAAUGCAACUCGCAAGCGCAUCCUUGUGCAUCAUGUCAUGGUUAUCCUGGUCUACGGAACAGGACUGGUAAAAGGCAGUAUGCACUUCUGGGGUGCCAUCGCAGGACUUUGCGAGUCUUCGAACAUCUUCUUAGCAAAUGUGGAGCUUGUGAAGUGUUGCUCAGAUGUGCAGCGGCUGAAGCAGAGCUUCCUCUACAAAUUGAACUCCGCAUUCCUCACCUUGGCAUACAUCUGUUGUCGACUGGUGCUCUUCCCGGCAGUGCUUGCGGCAUUGCUCACGGAUGCAUAUACCCACCCCGAGCUCACGGUGCGGGGCAGUGUGAUUGAAUGGGUCUUGAUGCCGAUGGCCAUCUGCUGCGUCUGGGGCAUGUCAGCCUUCGAGUUCCGGAACAUUUUCGAAGGAAUGUCAAAGGCAAUGGACUUGAAGGUGAAGAGUGCCUCCAGCUUGCUGCAGCUAGAGAUUUGGUUGGCAGUGUUGGGCUUGCUAGUCGGCCAUUGCCUCUUCUGA
Messenger RNA from Symbiodinium necroappetens, 879 nucleotides. The record is from the annotation of a GenBank genome assembly. NCBI's taxonomy places the organism in Eukaryota, Dinophyceae, Suessiales, Symbiodiniaceae.